CUGGGGGGCGCCUGCCCGCGGGGAGCGGGGGAGCCGGGCGGAGGGGCGCGGCGGGGCAGUCUCGCUGCUGCAGGUGCAGGAGUCGGGUGUCUUUUUUAGUGGUUUCUGGCCUGACCUGGUUCCAAAUGCUGUGAGCAAAGUUUCUUUUUCGUGGGAGGAAGCUAUACGCACCCCUCUAAAAACGAGACAAGCCAACCAAUAAACGCCGGCACCUCGCUGCUGUGGAAUUCACACUCGGUUAUUUUGGCUCUUUAACCACAAUGGGAAAAUAUUGUGAGAGAAAUUUCACCUAAGCUGGGGGAGCGAAGUCAGCAAGGCUUUAACAUGCAAGCAUCGGGCGCAGCAUUCUGCGGAGAGCUUCCUGUGGGGCAGCUGGAGCACAGGGAUAAGAACUCUGUGAAGGACAGCGGAUAAGGUCAAGUUCCUGCGCCAGUGGCACUGCGUUUUCAUCAGACCUGCUCCAACAGAUCUGUGUCCUUCCUGUGCUGAGAGCUCCAAAGCUGGAUGCAGGGCUCCAGUGGGGGAUUUAGAGCUCUUGUGCUCCAUGAUACCAUCCUAAACAUCUGCCAACUCUGUUCUGCUCCCUUGUCCUUGAGGGCAGUCUUCCAGGUGGCCCUUGUCCCAGAGGCACCCAACAGGCAGGGAAGACCGGAUGGACAGAAAGAAACAUAGUAAAUGGAAGAUUUGGAGACUAACUUAAUCCAGACACGCAAAAUAUGUAGAAUAGAGCAAAUGGUAGCAAAAUGGCUUCAUCGCUCUCGAGAUGGAGCAUCCAGGGGCAGAAUGUCUGUGACAGACAGCACCAGUGAUGGCAAUGGCCAGCCUGCCAGCCAUGUCAAACUUACUGUCACAGUAUACAAAGACUUGGUCCUCCAUCACUUCGGCUUUGAGAUUUGUCCAAACCUUCCUCUGACGAUUGCAUCUGUCACUGCAGGGAGCACCGCUGAAGGGAAGCUACAACCAGGUGACCAGCUCCUCCUGAUAAACUCUACGUCGGUGGAUGAUGUGUCUGUCGAACGAGCAGCAGACAUCAUCAGGGAGGCCGGUGAUGAGCUCCUUCUAACCAUCCUGCGCUGCACGUCGGGCGGGCCUAAGUCAUCAUUUCUUACUGCAGAGAAGAGGGCAAGGCUGAAAACAAACCCUGUGAAAGUGCGAUUCGCAGAGGAGGUGCUGGUGAAUGGACACACACAGGGGAAUUCUCUUCUUUGUAUGCCCAACGUUCUCAAGGUAUACUUGGAAAACGGACAGACGAAGGCAUUCAGGUUUGAGACAAGCACUACUGUGAAGGACAUUGUUCUCACCUUGAAGGAGAAGCUGUCCAUCCAGAACAUUCUGCACUUUGGCCUUGCUCUGGAGGAGCAGUACAAUGUGGCAAAGAUCCACCUGCUGCAUGAGGAGGAGCUCAUCGAGCAGGUGGUCCAAAAAAGAGAAUCUCAUGACUACCGGUGCCUCUUCAGAGUUUGCUUUGUCCCAAAGGAUCCCUUAGACCUUCUGCAGGACGACCCAGUUGCCUUCGAAUAUCUCUAUCUGCAGAGCUGCAGUGAUGUGCUCCAGGAAAGAUUUGCUGUGGAAAUGAAAUGCAGUGUGGCAUUACGUCUGGCUGCUCUGCACAUACAAGAGAGGAUUUAUGCUUGUGCUCAGCCACAGAAAGUAUCGUUGAAAUACAUUGAGAGGGACUGGGGAAUUGAAAACUUCGUCUCACCAACUUUGCUUCGAAAUAUGAGAGGGAAGGAUAUCAAGAAAGCCAUCAGCUACCACAUGAAGCGGAACCAGGUGCUGCUGGACCCUCGGCAGAAGCAUAUGCUUGCAGCAGUCCAAGUGCGCCUGUGCUACUUGCAAAUACUGGGAGACCUGAAGAUGUACAAUGGGAAGAUCUUUAAUGCCACAAUGAUGCUACAGGACAGAGAAUCGUAUGUUGCCUUGUUGGUGGGUGCCAAGUAUGGGGUGAGCCAGAUUAUCAAUAAUAAGCUCAACAUCAUAACAAGUCUGGCAGAGUUUGCAAACAUCAGCAGGGUGGAGCUUGCAGAAGAGUCUGAGAGAGUGAGCAUGGUGAAAAUCUACCUGCAAGAUCUGAAGGUGCUGACUCUGCUGCUGGAAUCAAAUGGUGCAAAAGACCUUGUCUGCCUCAUCACUGGCUAUUACAGACUGUUCGUGGAUGCAAAUGUCUCCAUAUUUACCUGGAGAGAGAAAAAACAGCAACCACACCGUGUCUCUGCUGAAGAAGGGUACGCAUCUCGAACCUGUAGUGACUCUGAAGACUCCUGGGACCUGGAUUCCUCCUCAGAGCAUUGCUUGGACGCUGCCAUAGCAUACAGCAGCACCCAUCCUGUGUGCAACGAGGAGGAGCUACCAGAGCUCCUGGAGAAGGAUAGCACAAAGCCCCAAGCUGGAGGCAGUGACCAAGGCAACAGAGGUGACAAUGCAACAGACAGCACAUCCGAGGCUUCAGAUUCAGCCAACACUGAGAGCCGAGGAUUUAAGACAAGUGGUUCCAGUGACUCUAUGGAUGCACUGGAGGAAGAUGAGUUGGAAGCUUGCUCUUCCUCCAGGCCAGAGUUCUUCCAGUUCUGCACACCAACAGUGCAGGAGAUGAGUAGCUCAGACAAGAGCUUCUUCCCCGUUCGUGCUGCAGGAGGCUCCAGCAGGGCAGAAACUGGAGACUACUUCUGUUUCUUGCAGGUACCAUGUGCAGAGGAGCCUGGGUGUGAAGAGGGCCCUUCUGAGCAGAGAGGGGAGGACAUUGGUGUGUCUGUACUGGAGGCCAAGCUGUGUGAGGGAAACACCAUGGGCUACUACAGUUUGUGCUACAGCAUAUCCCCUGCAGGCAGCGUGGCCAGAAGCAACACCAGUCACAGCCCACAAAAUAGUCCUUGGAAAGACGAAUCUGUGCAGGAGAAGGCACCAAGUGGAGCACAGCUGAUGGCAGAGGCGAAUGACUUCACGUUGGAGCCACCCCCAGGCUUUGGAGAUACCAGCUCUGAGGAGGAGUUCUAUGAUGCUGCAGACAGGCUCAGCCCUCCAGACGUCCUGGCAGCAGGCUACAAUAUGACAUCCCAGGAGGGCACAGAUGACAACUCCUGCAUCCUAAAGAAACCAAGGUGUUACAGCUUGGGGGAAAACAUGAUGACAAGGCAGACAGUGAGAGAGAAACACAGAAAGGAGAAGGAGCUGACAUAUGCCAAAAGCCUGAGGAAGAGGAGAUCUUUCCUGAAAACAGAUUACACCUCGCAGGUCACGUUCCCCUUGGCUUUGCCAGGCUCUCUGCAGAGCUGUUGCUCAUGGCCACCUCCCGCCCCACUCCUUGCUCAGCCCCUGGCUCCAUCCUCCUCAGAGAACAUGAGGAAGGAUGCAGAGCUGAGAUUUCCUGCUGCCAUCCAGGCACAAAGGGAUACUGUUAGCACAAGUCCAUCCUCUGACCUGAUGGAAAUGGAGCCUGACACCAUGGAAACAAAAUCAGUGACUGACUCAGUGGUUUCUUCCAUCUCAGCUCUUCGCCUGCAGGGUGAUUGGCACAGGGAGGAGAGCACAGGCAUUGCCACACCUGUGGACUGUGGUCUCCAACCUGUACAUGCUGUACAUCCACCUCUCCUGUGUCUGGGGGAAGAUGUGCCGCUUCCUGGGGGACAAAGCAGAGCUGCGCAGGAAGGUUUCUCCAUGAGGACAAAUGCUGGGUGGCCAAAUGAGAAGACCAGUGUGGUUCAAGGUGCACAGGAGGAGGUGGGUGAGGUGAUGCCAGCCCAGCACAAGGCUGGUGAUGUACUGCCAUUCCUGGGCCAAGAGGUGACCUGCCAUGCUAAUGAACAAGCAUUGCCACCAUUGGCUCACAGCUCCAGCAUGGUCUCUCCCCAAGAGGUGCCCCAGGAGCUGCUCCCCACUGCUGGGAGGCAAGCAGCGUGUGAGCAGGCUGUUCUGGCUCCCUGUGAAGAAAAAGCUAGUCAGGACCAGUUUGCUGAAAACAGCUGUGACGGUGUCUUCUCACAGGCAAAAACCAGACAAGUGAUAAACCAUGAGACCUUACGGAAAGUGCAUGAUAAAAAUCAUGUAGGUUUUCCCGAUGCAACCCAGCUCUUAGCAGAUUGCAUCACCACUUCAGGGGUUAUAACUCGCCUUUCCUUGCGCUCAUUUGGGGUGAGGGCAGACCUCACAUUGCCCAGCCCAUCUCAGGAAAGGGCAGAUAUCCAACUAGAGGAUUUGGCCUCCCAGAAGAAUGGUGGGUGCCUAGGGGCUGAUGCUGUCAGAAGGGAGAUGCAAACAUCCCCAGCUGGACCACCCCUUGAGAAAAAAUUGGUAAGCAGCCAGGGGCUGGAUGAAAGAGAGCCCAGAAAAGAUGUAGGAAAUGUUGCUCACAGACAGCCACAGCCUGUUCAGACUCCUCUUCAUAGUGAACAGGCUACUGAGGUGGACUUUCCUCUAGCUUCAUCUGUAGGGCUUUCCAUCCCAGGCUCAAUUCUCUUGGGAUCACUGGGGAAAAGAGCAGGAGGUAAUGAGGCUUCAAAACACUCCUUCCUCUGCUUUAACCACAAGGAUGAGCAGACCCCUUCUGACCCCACCAUGACCAGAUCCUUGUGUUUUUCCAUGAUGAAAAAGACAUCACCACAGCCUGGGAUGGACAAAUGCGGCUGUCGGCUGUCCUACAUCAGCUGCUUCCACAGGCCUGAUGACAAGGGGGAGCAUGAAACCACUGUUCCCGUGUGCAGCACAUUUCUGGCGCCCCUCACCAUCCCACCAUCCAGCAGCUGCAGUCUCUCUGGGACUCCACUGGGCAGUUACCCAGUUUCCAUUGCCAGGGACAUGGUGUGGUGGGACCCUCAUGUCCAAGCCCUCAGUCAUCUGAAGGACCAAGCACGGAUGAGCCCUGCAGAUUUCUCCUGCUUCCUAGACUACACCACAGAGCUUCAGGAGGUUGUGGGGAAGUUCUCUGGGACACAAGGAACCCACGUGCAAGAUCAAUGUGCAGAGCAGGGUGCUGAGAGCAAAGGUGCCCUUGGACUAGCCUCACAGGACCUGCUCUCCAGUUGUCAGGAGCUCCUGAAAACAGAGCAGCCCCUCAAAGAGCUGCAGGGUGUGCUGAAGGUGACAUUCGACCACCUGGUUCAGCUGGCAGUGGCCUGCUUCCAGGUGACACACUGCCAGCAGUGCAGGCAGAGGCAGCCAGAGCUCAGGGCUGCACUCGUGGAUGUAGUGGGCACCUACCACCAGCUUGUGCAGGCUGUUCACCAGCAGCUCUGCAGGCAAGGUUGCCCAGAUCUGGGUGCCAAGCUCCUUGCCCACCAACACAUGGCCCUUACAGCUGCCAUGUUUUAUCUCCUGCAGCAGUUCAGAGUACCCCCAUUGUUGUGACGGGGCUG
Messenger RNA from Cuculus canorus (common cuckoo), 5348 nucleotides. It is a transcript of the gene FRMPD1, whose product is annotated as FERM and PDZ domain containing 1. The transcript has 19 exons. Bases 676 to 5340 code for a protein of 1554 amino acids. NCBI's taxonomy places the organism in Eukaryota, Metazoa, Chordata, Aves, Cuculiformes, Cuculidae. Gene Ontology annotation, molecular function: protein binding. Gene Ontology annotation, cellular component: cytoskeleton. The record is from RefSeq and is a predicted model, not a curated record.